AUGCCUUUGUCCUUAAGCAGCCCUGUGUCGAUUGGACGAGGUGGUGACAGGAUCACAGUGGUUGAAUACAACGAGCUCCAACUAUCCUUCGUCACUUGGCGUACGACUGCCUUGAUAGGCUCUGGCGACCAGAGCGGCAAGCGCUUCGAGAGAAUGUUCGAAGCCUUACUGGCCCAGAAUGGAAAGAUCUGCAAAUUGCCGUCUGACUUGGAUUCUGGGCUGGGGCUUGCAGGAGAUUUACUUCGACAGGGUCGGGAUGUGGCUAUCCUUGCGUGCGGUGGUGAUGGCACUGUGACGUGGGUGCUGUCCGAGCUGAACGAAAGGCGAGAAACCGUCUUCAAAGAUCUUCGGCUACCGGCAGUUGGCAUAGUUCCAUUGGGUACGGGCAAUGACCUGGCCCGCUCUCUCGGUUGGGGCCCCGCCCUCACAGACAACUUCCAGCUACUUGCCUAUGUGCAGAGAGCUUUGAAAGCUGAGAGCGUGCUGCUUGACCAAUGGCGACUGACCCUGAGACCCACCCAUCUUCUGCCACCAUCCCUGCGGCAACGCGGUACUGUGGAGUUUAUUGGCUAUUUUACCAACUACUUUUCCGUCGGGAUGGAUGCACACACAGCCUUUGAAGUUGGGAGGGUGCGGUCCUCUGCGCUUGGCAAGUGCUGUUUUAGAAUGCGCUGCUGUCCACCAUGCCGGUUUAUACAUGGCGGCUUGCUUUGUUAUGCACUCAACGGGCCCAACUGCGCGAGAUGCUUGUGCUGUCGCACCCGAGCGCUUAACGACGACUUGGAAGUCAAGUUUGAUGAUGAUCCUGGCACGGUUACAUUCCCACACUCCAUCCGCCAGUUUACACUGACAAAUUUGAAUUCUUACGGUGCAGGCAUGCUCUUGUAUGGCAGCGAGGCCGUCGGCAGACAGGUCAGCCCAAAUGAUGGGAGGCUGGAGGUUUUCACCAGACAAGGUCCCUACGGAGUCAUUGGCAUGACCUUGGCCAAGAAAGUUCUAAAGGCCUCAUGUGGCAAUAUCGAUAUUGCCUUCCAGCCACGGCGGGUGGAGAUGCGUCUGAAGAAAGGACAGCAUUUCCAGAUGGAUGGGGAGCCAUGGCUACUGAAUGCUGCCUGUACGGCCGUGAUUGAGAGGCAUACCAAAGUGCGUAUGCUUUGUCCACACGAGGAUGGUCCAGGGGCAGGUGAGUGGUCAGGGUGCCAGAAACGGCACUUCUGGCAGACUCGCCGGCAAGGUUCUUCGGCUUCAGCGACCGAGCAGGAACUCUGUGUGCCCUUUGCAUCUCGAGAAAGCACCCGGACGACGUGA
Molecule: messenger RNA, 1308 nt
Organism: Symbiodinium natans
Lineage: Eukaryota; Dinophyceae; Suessiales; Symbiodiniaceae
Source: the annotation of a GenBank genome assembly